AUGUUCUCAGGAUUCUAUGAAGCUCUUGGAAAUGUCAUGCCAGAAGGCACCUCACCGAGUCCUUCCAGGCCGACCAAUACGAAUGGUAAUCCAUUAGCAAGAGAUGGAUCCCCACAACGGCAAAACGGGGAAGCCAGCUAUUCCACUUACCAAAGGAGAUCAAAGCCGAGUCUCGAGGAGCGGCUAAGAGCAAGCUUGGCGGCCAAAGAGCAAAAACGGCUCGCACAGGAAAAGGAGAGCAAUGUUCUGUCAACUAUUCCAGCCGUGGAGGAGAAACAGGAAGAGCCCGACCCCAUCAGUCAAACCGGGACCAUUGAACCUCCUAGUGUACUCGAUCCAUUGAGCAUUCCCCUGCCGACAUCCCCUCCAACCGUGAACGCCGACCCGGUAAAUGUCCCACUUUCAAUACCAGACUCGCGUCAACCACAAUCUCAAGAGCUAUCAACCAUCCUCGACGCUGUUUCCGCUACUCCAGCGCAGCCAGUCACGCCCCCAAAUCGCACCAACCCUCCACUCCCACCCAGCGAACCCACUGACCCUCUUUCUCCUUUUCCCUCCGCAACUCGAUCUAUAUCGGUUCAAGAUCCUAUUCAAGAACUCAGCCUUCCCGCUUCCGCCGUUUCAUCCAAGUUCGACGACCCUCUCACCCCUGCCCUGAUGGAACUCGAACGAGAGCAACAAGCGGCUGCAGCAAAAGCAAGACUCGCCCGUUCUCCGCCUCCUCCCUCGAGCCCACCUAAACAGCAUCAUGUCCGUACCAAAUCAAACGCGACCAAGCCAACCGUUCCGGAUGGCGAACCGUUCCUACGACUAGGAUCUCACUCACAAUCCAUAUCUCGUAGCUCCUUGGACCAAAUUCUACAUGCUCCAACUAGUAGCUUUGGUAGCUUAGGUGUCGAAGGGGUGGAAGACUUGGACGGUUUAAAGGCAUGGAUAGAAGAGAUCAAGCGCAAGUCACAGGCUUCCGAAGAGGAGGUCAGGCGGUUGAAUGCCAAGUUGCAGCAACAAGACUCACGAAUCGAGGAGUUGCGAGACACCCACCGGCUGGAAGCGCAAUCCCAAUCGGAGCUCAUUGAAUCUCUAAGGCAAAAGCUCGCAGUGGCCGAGACCCAAAUCGCAUCUCUGGAGACCACGGUCGCCACCGAACGUUCCCUUUUACAUGCCGAGCGGUCGACUCGAGAGUCGCUCAUCGCCGCUGAGCGUGCCAAAAACAGUACUGGUCUUGCAGAUUUGGAUACGCUCAAAGCCAAGGUCAAAGAACUUAGCGACGAAAACGAAAAACUCCAAAGUCUAGCUAAAGAGGAGGAAGAGAAACGUACAAAAGCGAUCAGCCUUCUCAAGACCGACUCGGAGAGGCUUGGAGAAAAGAAGAGCGACGAGGAGCUCAAGGGACUUCGAGUGGAAGUCGAGCGCCUUACGGCCGAAAGCGAGCGGGUGCGCAUCGAUAGUGCGCGUGAAGUGGAGAGAAUACGGGACGAGAUCAAGCGAGACUUUGAGCGGCGGCGCACACAGCUAGAGGCCGAGUUAGCAGCAAUUCGAGAUGGAAUGGAGCGUGAGGUUCUCGCACGACGAGGCGAAUGGGAGAUCGAGGGCAUGGCCGCUAAAACUGCACACCAGAAAGAAGUCACGGCGCUCAAUACUCGUAUAUCGUCACUCAGCGCAUCACUCAAUCAACUCGCGGAAGAGAAGGAGACCCUCUUCUCCGAGCUUCAAGCGCGUCAGGGAGAGCUAGAAGCAGCUCGAAGCACCGCCACUCAAGCUGAGGCCCAGCUAGCGGAGAUCAACUACCAACUAGAAGAGAAGGAUGGACGGAUCGCAUUGCUUGCUGCAGAGCUCGCAGAUGCCCAACGAUCUUCCACACCUCGCCAGAUGGCUCGAGGCUCAUCAGCUGCUACGAGUAGCGCAGACGUUGCGCGGUUACUCGCGGAAACCAAGUCGAAAUCGGAAGCACAGAUUGCCGAGCUGCAGUCUCGACUAAAGGCAAUCGAGCUUGACCGCACAGAACAAGAGGAGAGCUGGUCUCGGACCAUUGCUGCUCGCGGUCAAGAAAUUGAGCGUCUCAGGCGACUAUUAGAUCAACAAGAGAAUGAGGGCAAGAAAGCUGGUGACUAUCGAGCUCAGCGCGACAAGGACUUUGAGCAACUCGAAGAGCGGAUUCGCCGUGUCGAAAAGGAGAAGCUCGAGGAGACGAGGCGAUACAAGCUAGUAGAAAGCGAAGUGAGCAUUCUCAAGGAAAGCCUGGAGAGUAGGAGCUUCGAGGCCUCUGAACUUCAAAGUCGUGUCGAAACGUUGAAUACGCAGCUCGAAGAAUUACGAGCAAAGGAGUCACAGCUCAAGACUAGCAACAAGACGCUUCGCGACGAGCUCCGUAAAGUGCAAUCCUCAGCGGCAUUACUGGAACGACAGCGAAAUCCUGGCGUGGGCUGGAGUGGAAGUAGUGCACGGCCAACGCACGAUACCGUGUCGACUCCGGAUCUUUCACGUGGCGGGGCGUUGAUAGGUCGACCUGGGACGCCAAAGAGUGCAACGACUCCGACCAACGGUACUGGUCCUGCUUCCAGUGCUGGCUCGGCAAGGUCCUCUAUGGAAGUCAGUCAACCGGAGGAGGAAGUAAAUGUCGAGUACUUGCGCAACGUGAUCCUUCAAUUCCUUGAGCAUAAAGAGAUGCGGCCUAAUCUUGUUCGCGUACUUUCUGUCUUGCUGCGGUUCAGCCCUCAAGAGACGAGAAGGUUGAUCGCCAAAGUAUGA
Serendipita indica DSM 11827 is the source of this 2748-nucleotide messenger RNA. The record is from the annotation of a GenBank genome assembly. NCBI's taxonomy places the organism in Eukaryota, Fungi, Basidiomycota, Agaricomycetes, Sebacinales, Serendipitaceae.